AUGUGCAAACUCUCCAGCUCUACAAUAAACUCAAAUACAAAAUCCGAGAACGCAGCCGUGGAUUUGGAGGUUUCAACCGGUAGCACUAAGUCAUCCCAUUCCGUACACCAAAGACCAGGACUGGAGGAGUCACGAAGAAAAGCGAGUGGAUCAUCUCCAAGUGCAAAUACUCACCCAUACUCUUCGCCCAGUUUUACAAUAUCAGAAUUGGUACAUGCCCUUGGUAUUGCUGGUGUCAGUACGUUUGGACGACUCCGCUUUCGCACAGCAAAGCGCAUACUAUACGAACUUCGGAGGAGAUUUGAGAGACAGAAACUUGAAUAUCAAGCGGUAAUGUCAGUCUGCCGGAAGCAAGGCUCCUGGAGGGCGCACGAAAGUGGCAGAAUCAGUAAAGUCGUCACUGGCAAGAAAAACUUUACGGGAAAAGCUACUACGCACAUAAGAAAGCAGAAAGGGGAGAAACCUAAAUCCAAGGCAAAAAAGUCGAAAGAACCCUUAAUCCGCAAAUUAACCAUCUCAACCGAGCGCGAUCCCGAAGCACUCAGCAAAACAUCCCGCAUCCUAGCCUUCCAAACCGCCUGUCUAGCAGAAGAAGCCGGCGCCAUCCUCACCAGCAUCCAACCCCGUCGACUACGUACACAAACCAAGCCCCGACGCUCUCUAUCCCGCGCUCGCCGCGCCCGUCGUCUGCACUUUCCACGUCACAGGAAAUUCGGCACAAAAAUCCGCUACCACAAGAGCAACGUCGGUGCAGAUCCCACAGCAAGAAAACCCCUUUCUAAGCGCAAGCCCUCGCCCAAGCAACGCAAACCCACGAUCAGAAAACGUACUUCACGGCCCCGAGUAAGGCACGUACGCAUCCCCAUCCUCAUCAAACGCCACGCAUCUUUCUUCACAGGCACGAUACGGUACCCGGAUGGUGCGAGGGCGAAAUUCAAACGUAGCUCGCUAUCUCGAUUGCGUGGCGAGGCUGCAAGGGGGAGGACCAGGGGCGCGGUGCUGAGACGGGUGCCGGUCGAGUGGCGGGCGACUGCUGCGGCGGUGGCGGUGAAACGGAGGGAGGAGGCGAGGCGGUUGGCGGCUACGGUGGAGGGGUGGCUUGGUGGUGGAGAUGAAGGUAAGAAGUGA
Bipolaris victoriae FI3 is the source of this 1128-nucleotide messenger RNA. RefSeq lists its product as hypothetical. The transcript has a single exon. NCBI's taxonomy places the organism in Eukaryota, Fungi, Ascomycota, Dothideomycetes, Pleosporales, Pleosporaceae. The coding region runs from base 1 to 1128 and encodes 375 amino acids. The record is from RefSeq and is a predicted model, not a curated record.